AUGUUUCUGCAACGCUCAGCCAUUGCUGCGGCCCGCCGCGCAGCGGUUUCUCCUGGGGUCGCGCGCUCUUUCUCGACUUCCUUCAUCCGCCUUCAAGCUGCCAAGGGCCCUUCCACGCCCAACGAACAAGCUGCCGCGCUCGCUGGUACCGUCCGGAAGGAGGUGGGAGACUACAAGGUCUUGAGCGAGAUCAGGUCCGAGGACGAUUUGUACGGCCCUGGAGCCAAGCCCGGAACCGUUCCCACCGAUCUCGAGCAAGCUACCGGCUUGGAGCGUCUGGAAAUCCUCGGCAAGAUGGAGGGUGUUGAUAUUUUCGACAUGCGGCCUCUCGAUGCCAGCCGCAAGGGAACGAUGGAGGACCCCAUACUCGUUCGCUCUGCGGGUGACGAGCAGCUUGCUGGUUGCACCGGCUCGCCUGCCGACUCUCACAUUGUCACUUGGCUCGGUCUUUCCAAGGAGCGCCCAAUCGAGCGAUGCCCCGAAUGCGGCAGCGUCUACAAGAUGAACUACGUUGGUCCUGAAGAUGACCACCACCACCACCACCAUGGCCCCGAAUUCGAGGAGCCCAAGACCUUUGCCGACUUUAUCAAGCCCGAGUACCGAUACCGAUGA
Messenger RNA from Ustilaginoidea virens, 612 nucleotides. RefSeq lists its product as uncharacterized. Gene Ontology annotation, cellular component: mitochondrial envelope. The transcript is spliced from 4 exons. Gene Ontology annotation, biological process: mitochondrial electron transport, cytochrome c to oxygen. NCBI's taxonomy places the organism in Eukaryota, Fungi, Ascomycota, Sordariomycetes, Hypocreales, Clavicipitaceae. Bases 1 to 612 code for a protein of 203 amino acids. The record is from RefSeq and is a predicted model, not a curated record.